Molecule: messenger RNA, 2006 nt
Organism: Arachis duranensis
Lineage: Eukaryota; Viridiplantae; Streptophyta; Magnoliopsida; Fabales; Fabaceae
Product: laccase-4-like
Exons: 7
Coding region: 77-1765 (562 amino acids)
Biological process (GO): lignin catabolic process
Cellular component (GO): apoplast
Molecular function (GO): copper ion binding; hydroquinone:oxygen oxidoreductase activity
Source: RefSeq, a predicted model, not a curated record
AAAAUAUACAUAGCUACCAAAGAAUUUGGAAUCUAAAGUACUUGUAGAUUAUUAUUACUCUCAAAAGGGGGCGGCUAUGGCGGCGGCGGCGGCGGUGGCAUUCGGAAUUCGAACCAUGCUACUUCUAGCGAUUUGCAUGCUUCCACUAUCAUCAGUGGAAGCCAUGGUCCGCCACUACAAGUUCAAUGUGGUUAUGAAGAAUGCUACAAAGUUGUGCUCAACAAAGCCUAUUGUGACUGUAAACGGAAAGUUCCCAGGUCCCACCAUAUAUGCCAGGGAAGAUGACACUGUUCUUGUUAAGGUGGUCAACCAUGUCAAAUACAAUCUUAGCAUCCAUUGGCAUGGGGUGAAACAACUGAGAACAGGUUGGGCUGAUGGGCCAGCAUACAUCACUCAAUGCCCAAUUGAACCGGGCCAAGCCUAUGUUUAUAACUUCACACUCACAGGCCAGAGAGGCACACUAUGGUGGCAUUCACAUAUCCUAUGGCUUAGGGCCACCGUUCAUGGUGCCCUUGUUAUCUUGCCCAAGCUUGGAGUUCCUUACCCAUUUCCCAAACCUAAUAGGGAACAAGUUAUCAUAUUGAGUGAAUGGUGGAAAUCAGAUACAGAGGCUAUCAUAAAUGAAGCUUUGAAAUCAGGAUUAGCACCAAAUGUUUCUGAUGCACAUACAAUCAAUGGCCACGUAGGACCUAUCCAAGGUUGUUCUUCAAAAGCAGGGUUAACAGUGAAAGUGAAAGCAGGAGAGAGCUAUUUGCUAAGAAUCAUAAAUGGUGCGCUUAAUGAAGAGCUCUUCUUCAAAGUAGCAGGGCACAAAUUCACAGUGGUUGAGGUUGAUGCCACAUACAUAAAACCAUUCAACACAAACACUAUUGUCAUAGCACCCGGUCAGACCACAAAUGUUCUUCUAAAAGCCAACCACAAAAUCGGCAAUUUCUUACUUGCAGCCUCUCCUUUUAUGGACGCCCCCAUUCCCGUUGACAACAGAACCGCCACUGCCACGUUACAUUACCAAGGUACCCUUGCCUCAACCGUCACAACACUGACUUCCUUACCUCCGACAAAUGCCACGGCGGUUUCCACCGCUUUUACAGAAUCUCUAAGAAGCUUAAACUCUAAAGAAUAUCCGGCGAGAGUCCCUUUAAAGGUUGACCAUAACCUGCUGUUCACCGUCGGCCUCGGCAACGCACCUUGCGCCACCUGCGUAAACGGAACCAGAUUGGUAGCAGACAUCAACAACGUGACUUUCGUGAUGCCAAAGAUUUCUCUUCUUCAAGCAAAGUUCUUCAACAUCAAAGGAGUUUUCACAGAUGAUUUUUCAGCAAAUCCUCCAGCACUGUUUAACUUCACAGGGUCACAAGUAACGAAUUUGAGAACCACAAAAGGGACCAGAGUUUAUAGGGUUGGUUACAACUCUACGAUUCAGUUAGUGUUGCAAGAUACUGGGAUGAUAACACCUGAGAAUCAUCCAAUUCAUCUCCAUGGAUUCAAUUUCUUUGUGGUUGGAAAGGGGAAAGGGAAUUUCAACCCUAAUAAAGAUACUCAGAAGUUUAAUCUUGUGGAUCCUGUGGAGAGAAACACGGUUGGUGUUCCCUUUGGAGGCUGGGUUGCCAUAAGGUUCAGAGCUGAUAAUCCAGGUGUCUGGUUUAUGCAUUGCCAUUUGGAAAUACAUACAACAUGGGGACUGAAAAUGGCAUUUGUUGUGGAUAAUGGAAAAGGACCAAAUGAAUCUUUGUUACCACCUCCAAGUGAUCUUCCCAAGUGUUGAUGAGAAUACUACAAUAGUUAUGAAGAAAAUUAUAUAGAUAGAGAUGCCAAAAACAAAGGAACCACCAAGGCUAAUAUAACAAGGUUUUAAUGGAGUGUUAAAAGGUGAAGAUAGAUGUGACUAAAUAAGACUAGUUCAAAUGUCUUCACUCUUUUCUUUUUCAUUAUAUAUAUGUUGUAUUGUUUUUUGUAUUCUCAUCUUUCUAGCUCUUUCUGAAUAAUAUUUUUUGCUAUAUAUGCAA